This is a messenger RNA of Crotalus tigris (Tiger rattlesnake), 815 nucleotides long. It is a transcript of the gene PSMB2, whose product is annotated as proteasome 20S subunit beta 2. Gene Ontology annotation, molecular function: peptidase activity. NCBI's taxonomy places the organism in Eukaryota, Metazoa, Chordata, Lepidosauria, Squamata, Viperidae. The transcript has 6 exons. Gene Ontology annotation, cellular component: proteasome core complex, beta-subunit complex; nucleus; cytosol. Gene Ontology annotation, biological process: proteasomal protein catabolic process. Bases 86 to 691 code for a protein of 201 amino acids. The record is from RefSeq and is a predicted model, not a curated record.
UGACGUCACUCCUCCGCGCCGUGGCGCCCCGGCUUCGCGCUGUGUCACCGAGGCUCGCAAUUCGGUUUCGGUUGCUCGGGCAGUCAUGGAGUACCUCAUCGGCAUCCAAGGGCCUGACUUCGUGCUGAUGGCCGCCGACACCGUCGCGGCCUCCAGUAUCGUUCACAUGAAGCGCGAUCAUGACAAGAUGUUCAAGAUGAGUGAGAAAAUCUUGCUACUGUGUGUUGGGGAGGCUGGCGACACUGUACAGUUUGCAGAAUACAUCCAGAAAAAUGUCCAGCUCUAUAAGAUGAGGAAUGGAUAUGAGCUGUCUCCAACUGCAGCUGCCAACUUCACACGCAGAAAUCUGGCUGAUUAUUUGCGGAGCAGGAGUCCUUAUCAUGUCAACCUCCUCCUCGCCGGCUAUGAUGAACACGAUGGUCCUGCCCUUUAUUAUAUGGAUUAUCUUGCCUCUUUAGCUAAAGUUCCCUUUGCAGCCCAUGGCUAUGGGGCAUUUCUCACACUCAGCAUUCUUGACCGCUACUAUAAACCAGGUAUCACCCGUGAAGAAGCAAUAGAAGUUCUCAAGAAAUGUCUGGAGGAGCUCCAAAAACGCUUCAUCUUGAACUUGCCUUCUUUCAACGCCCGGUUCAUCGAUAAAGAUGGUAUCCACGAAGUGACCAAUGUCCCACUCCUGAAAUCAGUGGCCUGAGUGUCCAGGCUCUUCUUCCUCUGCCAGUCUCCGAUUUCCUUUUUGUACUUGUUGGAAAACCAGAACAUCUUUAAUUCUGUUUCCAAAUGCAAAUAAAAAUUUGAUUCCCCCCCCCCCUUCUCAA